CACAAGCAACAUGGUCAUUAGGGGCAGGUGUUUUCCGGGUGUGAACGGAAUCUUUCAUAUUGUUUCUUCCGGUUCUCCACUGUUUUAUCUCUUUUCAUUUUCAUAGUUAUAUAAAUACAUGUGAAGAAGGCUAUUGUUUAAGAAACUAGAAAGAUAAGAUAGCAACAAUAGCUAUAGUAUAAUUAGUUACUACAUGAUAGGUAUUAGGUAGGUAGUAGGGUAUACAAGAUAUAGAGAAUAUUAUUCUUGUUCUUCCAUGAAUUCAACAACCAAUACUACUUCUAUAGAUAGUAACAACAACAGCAACAACAAUAAGAAUAAGAGUAUGAGAAAAGAGAAGAAAGAGAUGAAACCAUAUAGAGGAAUUAGGAUGAGAAAGUGGGGAAAAUGGGUGGCAGAGAUUAGAGAACCAAACAAGAGAUCAAGAAUUUGGUUAGGUUCUUAUAUAACUCCUAUUGCCGCUGCUCGUGCUUAUGAUACUGCUGUGUUUUAUCUUCGAGGUCCGACCGCGAACCUUAAUUUUCCAGAAUUGUUGUUUAAGGAUCGAGAAAAUGAAGAAGAAGAAAGAUACGAGAAGAAUAUGUCGGCGGAUUUGAUAAGGAAGAAAGCUACACAAGUUGGUGCUAGAGUUGAUGCUUUUGAAACUUCUUUGAAUAAUCAUGUUCAUGUUCAUGUUCACUCCAAUACAAGUUGUAGUCUUAAACCUGACUUGAAUGAGUUUCCAAAACCUGAAGAUUAUUAAUUCAGAUCAAUAUGAUUGAUGCGUCUGUUGCAGACGCAUCAAUCAUAUAUAUGAUAUCAGAAUAUCAUAAUCACGAUUGUAAGUGUAUAAUCACGAUUGUAAGUGUAUGUUAUGUUACAAUUUUAAUAUAUUAUGUUAAUUAAGAUGUAAUAUCAAUAUGUUAGUUAUUAUAUUAUGUAUAUAUUUAGUUAUAUAUACACGAUGCUUGGGAGGUUUUGGAACUGACCUAUUUCGGUUAAUCAUGUUUGAUUAGAAAAAGAUGAUAGUGUCAUCAAAUAAUUGUAUUGUUAUGCAAAAAAUCUAUUCAUCUUUUAUCCAAUGGAGAAAUGGAAUAUUCGUUUAGCUUGAAA
Messenger RNA from Vicia villosa (hairy vetch), 1092 nucleotides. Its product is annotated as ethylene-responsive transcription factor RAP2-1-like. Gene Ontology annotation, molecular function: DNA-binding transcription factor activity; DNA binding. Lineage: Eukaryota; Viridiplantae; Streptophyta; Magnoliopsida; Fabales; Fabaceae. The record is from RefSeq and is a predicted model, not a curated record. Bases 257 to 742 code for a protein of 161 amino acids. Gene Ontology annotation, biological process: regulation of DNA-templated transcription. The transcript has a single exon.